GUCGUUCUACUGAGUGUAGUCUUUCAUCGUUGUUGUUUUCUGCGUCAUCUUUGGUUUCUGUUAGCGUUUUCUCUCCUUCAUUUGCGUCAGAAAGAAAAAGAGGAAAAAGCAUGUCUUGCUGUGGCGGUAACUGCGGCUGUGGAACCGACUGCAAGUGUGGCAGCGGCUGCGGAGGAUGCAAGAUGUACCCUGAUUUGAGCUACACGGAGAGCAUGUCCUCCACAGAGACCCUUGUUAUGGGUGUUGCACCCAUGAAGGCACAGUUUGAAGGUGCUGAAAUGGGUGUUUCUGCUGAGAACGGUGGCUGCAAGUGUGGAUCUAACUGCACAUGCGACCCUUGCACCUGCAAGUGAGUCAAGUAGUGUGAAAAAUUAAAGCAGAGAUAUACGAGUGUUUUGUGCACUGUGGUGUUUUGUUAGAACAAAACCCUACCUUUCGUGUAUGUUAGAAUAAAGUGGCUAUGGUUUUUUAUUUUACCUCAGGCAAAUCCAAUUGUUGCUAUAUUGGAUUUGUUUGAUGGUAUGUUAAGCUAAGGUUGCUUUAAUUUGUUAUCUAUUACUAUAUGGUUUGGUUUGACUUGUGUUGUGUAAAGUUUGAUCUAAUCUUGAUCAUCGAUCUCUGCUUAUAAAAAUGUGACUUUGGGCGAAAAGAAAUUCUAGUUGACAUCUUUAUCUUA
Arachis stenosperma is the source of this 676-nucleotide messenger RNA. Its product is annotated as metallothionein-like protein 2. The transcript is spliced from 2 exons. Lineage: Eukaryota; Viridiplantae; Streptophyta; Magnoliopsida; Fabales; Fabaceae. The record is from RefSeq and is a predicted model, not a curated record. Bases 111 to 353 code for a protein of 80 amino acids. Gene Ontology annotation, molecular function: metal ion binding.